AUGACAGGUAAUCAGAACAGGAGGGAGCUGCUCACGUGGGCGCUCAUCGAGGAGGCUGCCGCCACGGUAAAGAUUGCCAUGGCGCACCAGAAGCUGGCUGGGAUCGACGCCUCGUUCGCCACACAGUUUGGUAUGCCCGUGCUCAACGACGAGGAAAUUAGAGGUCUGGGGAGGCGCGGGGAGUCGCGGGGCGGCCACAAGGCUCACCAGAUGCGGCGGCGGCGGCGCGCGCCAUGUAGAUGGGAGGGCGCGGAGAGAGGUGCUGCGGUGCUGCGGCUCGGCGGCGCGACCUGGAGAAAGGGCUCUGCGGCCGCGCGACCUGGAGAUAGUGGUCUGCGGCGGCUCGACGGAGGAGGGGGCGGGGUGCGGUCCAGGGGCUGGCAGCGCUCGCCCCGGUCCAGCGGCGGGUGCGGCUUGAAGGGCGGUGGCGCUUGCCGUGGACAGUGGGGAGGCCACGCCGGCCCUGUUGAUUUGGCCAUGGACAGUGGCAGUGGCGGAGCGCUGUUGAUUAGGACCCUGUGCAUCUCCUCUUUUUCUUUUAUGGAUGGUGACCAAAGUUUCUUGGACACAGUUGGUUUUGGUUACUCACAAACACAACCUCAAAGUCCAAUUGGAGAGCAAGCAACCCCAUCAACUCAGCAUGAAGCAAGACCAUCAACUCAGCAUGAAGCAAGACCAUCAACUCAGCAUCAAGCAAGACCAUCCAACAAAGGAAAAAAUUGGUCUACUGAUGAGGAUAAGGUUCUGAUAGCAGCAUGGGCAAAUACAAGUAUUGAUAUUGUCGGGACAGAUCAAAACCGAGAAACUUAUUGGGCUAGAAUUUCAGAGUACUACAACACACACAAGGAAUCAUCAUGGCCUGAGCGUAAUGCCAAUGCAAUAAAUUGCCGUUACACAUUCAUUAACAAAGAGACCGCUAAAUUUUGUGGUUGCCUUCAGCAGAUUUUACAUUUGGAGGAAAGUGGAAGGACUAUACAAGAAAAGACAAAUGAUGCACACCUUUUGUUCAAGGAAUUGGAUAUUAAAAGAAAAAAGCCUUUCACAUUGAUGCAUUGCUAUGUAGAGUUUUCGAAGUAUCCAAAGUGGCAGACAAAAGAACUUGAAACUUCUGUUAAGAAACAAAAGAAGACCAUUGAUGCAAGUCCGGGCACAUCCUCGGUACGCACUGAUGCUACCUCGGCACACAAUGAUGCUCUUGAACAUGAGAAAAGACCCGAUGGUGUGAAGAAGGAGAAAUUGCAGAGAGGUAAAGCUGAUGACAGUGCUUGCAAGUUAUCAUUAGAAACUGUGUGGGCACAAAAGCAAGAGAAAGAUGAGCUCAAAGAGGCGGCAAGAAACGUUCGAUAUGCACAACAAUUUGAAUUGAGAAAAGAGGAGAUUGCACUGAAAAAGAAGGAGGAUGCACGAAAUGAGAGGGAUGAUGCACGCAAACAGUUUGAAUUAGAUGAGAGGAUAAUGCUCAUGGACACAAGUGGUAUGACUGAUGUGCAAAAGCAGUUUUACCAAGCUAAGCAGAAUGAGAUCCUUGCUCGCGGCCUAGAGUAGUGAGCUAGU
Molecule: messenger RNA, 1554 nt
Organism: Lolium perenne
Lineage: Eukaryota; Viridiplantae; Streptophyta; Magnoliopsida; Poales; Poaceae
Source: RefSeq, a predicted model, not a curated record